This is a messenger RNA of Micropterus dolomieu (smallmouth bass), 4855 nucleotides long. It is a transcript of the gene phkb, whose product is annotated as phosphorylase kinase, beta. The transcript is spliced from 32 exons. The record is from RefSeq and is a predicted model, not a curated record. NCBI's taxonomy places the organism in Eukaryota, Metazoa, Chordata, Actinopteri, Centrarchiformes, Centrarchidae. Gene Ontology annotation, biological process: glycogen metabolic process. Gene Ontology annotation, molecular function: calmodulin binding. The coding region runs from base 183 to 3443 and encodes 1086 amino acids. Gene Ontology annotation, cellular component: phosphorylase kinase complex.
UUUAUUUUGAAUGAGGACACCGGAAAUCCUUUAACUUUCGAGCAAAUUUGACACAGUGUAAACAUGGCGAGCCUGGCAGAAGUCGGAUGGAAACUCCUGGAAUUCAAAGCGCGAUCAAAAAGAUCAGAUUUGUGAUUUAGCUGAGAGAGAGAGACGAUUGGCCUUAAUUUCAACUUUUGAGAAUGGCCGAGUCAGUGGCUGCAAUUACCCGGCCUCAUCGGAAAGUUCUCAGACUUGGUUCCAUCUAUGAACCUCUCAAGCUGUCCACACUCCCGCGUGAGGAUGAGCCCCUAUGGGAGAAGCUGGACCGCUACUACAGUGCUGUCAAGACAACCAUUCUAAACUACCAGAGUCCCACCACUGGCCUUUUCCCGGUCAAAACAUGCUCCACCUGCAAGGAGGCCAAGGUCCGGGACUCACUGUACUGUGCUGCUGGUGCUUGGGCCCUGGCUGUCGCCUACCGGCGGAUUGAUGACGAUAUGGGGCGGACCCAUGAAUUGGAGCAUUCUGCCAUUAAGUGCAUGAGAGGGGUCCUCUACUGCUACAUGAGACAGGCUGAUAAGGUGGAGCAGUUUAAACAGGAUCCCAGCCCUUCCAAGUGUCUGCACUCAGUGUUCAAUGUAGACACUGGGGAUGAGGUGUACUCCUACACGGACUACCACCACCUGCAGAUCGAUGCUGUUUCUCUGUUCCUGUUAUACCUGGUGGAGAUGAUCUGCUCUGGUCUGCAGAUCAUUUACAACACCGAUGAGGUUUCCUUCAUCCAGAACCUGGUGUUCUGUGUGGAAAGGGCCUACAGGGUGCCUGACUACGGCAUGUGGGAGAGAGGCAGCAAAUACAACAACGGUAGCACUGAGCUGCAUUCCAGCUCUGUAGGCCUGGCUAAAGCUGCACUGGAGGCCAUCAAUGGAUUCAACCUGUUUGGAAACCAGGGCUGUUCGUGGUCGGUGAUAUUUGUGGAUCUGGACGCCCACAACAGGAACAGGCAGACCCUGUGCUCCCUGCUGCCCCGAGAGUCUCGCUCACAUAACACAGAUGCAGCCUUGCUUCCAACCAUCAGCUAUCCUGCUUUUGCAGUAGACGAUGAUGCCCUCUACAGUCAAACACUGGACAAGAUUGUCCGCAAGCUGCGGGGCAAGUAUGGCUUUAAACGCUUCCUCCGUGAUGGCUACCGCACCACUAAUGAAGACAAGAAUCGCCGCUACUACAAACCUGCUGAAAUGAAGCUUUUUGAUGGAAUCGAGUGCGAGUUUCCCAUGUUCUUCAUCCACAUGAUGAUUGACGGGGUGUUCAGAGGAAAUAAAGCUCAGAUCAAAGAAUACCAGGACCUCCUUGAACCCAUCAUCUUCCAGUCUUAUGAGGGCCAUGCUGUGAUCCCUAAAUACUACUACGUACCGGCUGACUUUGUGGAGGCGGAGCAGAACAAGCAUGGAAGCCAGAAGCGUUUCCCUAGCAACUCUGGCCGUGAUGGGAAGCUCUACCUGUGUGGUCAGGCCCUUUACUACAUCGCCAAGCUACUGGUGGAUGAGCUGAUCAGCCCUAAAGAUAUUGAUCCCAUCCACCGCUACGUGCCCCACCAGGACCAACGCAACGUCAGCAUGCGAUACUCCAAUCAGGGUCCCAUAGAGAAUGAUGUUGUGAUUCACGUAGCCCUGAUCGCAGAAAGCCAGAGACUGCAGGUGUUUUUGAACACCUAUGGCAUUCAGACCCAGACGCCCCAGCAGGUGGAGCCAAUCCAGAUCUGGCCUCAGAAGGAACUGGUCAAGGCAUACCGUUUCCUUGCCAUCAAUAAGAAGCUGGGAUUGAGUGGGCGUCCAGAAAGGCCAGUGGGCUGCAUUGGGACCUGCAAAAUUUAUCGUAUCCUGGGCAAGACUGUGGUGUGCUACCCAAUAGUAUUUGAUCUAAGUGACUUUUACCUGUCCCAAGAUGUUAUGCUGCUGAUUGAUGACAUUAAGAAUGCCCUGCAGUUCAUCAAACAGUGCUGGAAGAUGCAGGGACGUCCCCUCUUCCUUGUUCUCAUCCGCGAGGAUAACAUCAAGGGGAGCCGCUUCAACCCAGUCCUGGACAUGCUGGCCUCAUUCAAGAAAGGCAUCAUUGGGGGCGUCAAAGUUCAUGUCGACAGACUUCAGACCCUGAUAUCUGGAGCAGUGGUGGAGCAGUUGGACUUCCUGCGUGUGAACGAGGCAGAGAUCCCAGAGUUUAAGAGCUUUGAGGAGCUGGAGCUGCCUAAGCACUCCAAGGUGAAGAGACAGAUGAGUACACCCAACGUCUCAGACCUGGAGCAGCAGCCAGAGAUCAGUGUGGAGGAGUGGCUGAACAGGCCCACUCCUGAGGUCAUCCAGAAGUUCCAUGAAUGCGACUGCUUGGCCAGUCAGGCUCAGCUAGCAGCCAUCCUUCUUAGGAGAGAAGGACCAGAAUUCCUUGCCAAAGAUGAGAACCUGUUGGAUGAACUGGAGAGAAUCUAUAGAAGAGCUGGAAGCAGAAAGCUUUGGUCUGUUGUCCGUCUUGCCGCCAGUCUCUUAACUAAGCUGGUGGACAGCCUUGCCCCCAGUAUUACUAGUAUUUUAGUACAUGGCAAGCAGGUGACCCUGGGUAUAUUCGGGCAAGAGGAGGAGGUGAUCUCCAACCCACUGUCGCCAGGUGUGAUCCAAGGCAUCAUCUACAGCAAGUGCUCCCCUCACGGUGGAGAGCGGGAGGCUGUUCUUCAGCAGGAACUGGUCAUCCAUAUUGGAUGGAUUAUCUCCAACAACCCAGAGCUGUUCAGCGGCAUGCUCAAGAUCAGAGUCGGAUGGAUUGUCCAGGCCAUGAAGCAUGAGCUGAAGAUCCGGGCAGGUGACAUGCCACCCCAGGACAUCUACCAACUCUCCCCCAGUGACAUCAAGCAGCUCCUGCUGGAUGUCCUGCAGCCACAAAACACUGGCAGGUCUUGGCUGAACAGGCGUCAGAUCGAUGGCUCUCUGAACAGGACUCCUCUGGGCUUUUAUGAUCGUGUGUGGCAGAUCCUGGAAAGGACCCCCAACGGCAUUAUGGUGGCUGGGACUCACCUCCCACAGCAACCUACACUGUCUGACAUGACCAUGUAUGAGAUGAACUUCUCCCUGCUCGUGGAGGACACGCUGAAGAAAAUAGUUCUGCCUGAAUACAGGCAAAUUGUGGUAGAGUUGCUGAUGGUGGUAUCCAUAGUGCUGGAGAGAAAUCCAGAGCUGGAAUUCAGCAAUGACAAAGUGGAUCUGGACAGCCUGGUGAAGGAAGCCUUUAAGGAUUUCCAGAAGGAUCGUAGCCGUUUUGAAGGCAUGGAGAAACAGGAUGACAUGGAGGCAUUCUACAACACAUCGCCCGUGGGAAAGAGAAGCACCUCCAGCUACCUGACCAAGGCUGUUAUGAUCCAGUUGCUGCAAGGGGAUGUCAAGCCCUGCAAGGAUGACCCGUGCUCUGUUAGCUAGAUUUACGACGCUUUGACCCCUAAUCCGAGCCUGCUAGAGUGUAGUCAUCAAAUGGCCCGGCGAGGACUACUGAGUAUCUAUCACAUGUAUUCAGAAGGUAACCUCUAACCUCUCCAAUCCUCCCUGCAGCAGAACUCUGCCUGCAAGUUACAUUUUACCUGGACUUUUGCCUGAACAACAGUAGAAGCUGUAAGCAGAAGAUUUAAUUCCUGUAGAUGAGCAUGUUGGCAGUUAAUUAGUAGGAGAAAUCAGUAUCACCAGGGCCUUGUUUCUUUUACCUCUACACAUUGGUUUUGUGUUGAGUUCAGUCACCCAGCUGUGUUGUGCACUCAAAUUAAGAUUUUAAUGGCGUUAUUCAUUGCCGUAGGUGGCUAGCUAUGUCACCUAGCACCUAGCCACCCAACUACUGUACUAUAUUUCCCUUUCUCUAAUAAUGAGUAUUUUCCUAAAUUUCAAGCUAGUUCUUUCGUUUUUGAUGUUGCUUCGAAAUCCAAUUUAAAUGUUCUGUCAGGUAUGCUACAAAUAAUGCCACAAUGAACUCUUGCUAAAUGAACAACAGUCUCAGAUGUAACCGUUAAAGCUGUAUCUCACCUGCAAUAACCUAGAGCUGUUACAUAGCAACUAGUCUGUAAAAGGUCAUGUUACAUCAUGUGUUUGUUUCUCAAAUGUGGUUCUCAGAUUGGUGCUUUUGGCUCCCAGGUGCCUCAAAAACGGCAUCCCGUAUCACCAGAAAUCAAAAGCUGUUAAGUCUGCCAUCAUUUCAUACAUGACCCAUUAGUAUAAAUGUAUGCAUCUUCAUGAAAUUGCAUCUUGGUGUGGUUAACCUCAUGCAAGCUAUCUAUGGAUCUUUGGCAAUAUGCAGUUUGAGAACCACUGAAGGUAAAAUAUUUGGAUUUUAUAGUGAUUUCCACAGUACAUUAUUCAGCACAUACACAUACUGUACAUGCCAGAGUUAGGUGUUUGUUGUACUGUAUUGAGUUUCUCCUUCUGUGCAUGCACAGUCUGCUGCAUGACAAUAGGUACUGUUUAUCAUAACCAUCGUGACGGAUUCUCUGAAUGUUCAAUGCUACAAAAUAGUGUCUGAAAGGCCUGUUUUGGACAGCAGGUUUCUGCAUGACAAUGACUACUGCUCAUCUGAAGUCCUGGGACUGAGGACCCUUUAGAAAAGGCUGUUUUGUUGAAUGUGGGCAGGAGUAAAGACUGCUGUCAUCCUUGGGUGGAAAUGAUAAAAGACUCACUUUGACUUAUUUUAAAGCGUGCCUCUCUGAAUAUCAUCACUGUGAUAAAUCCGCCCAACCUUGUCACUGUGUGUGUGUGCGUGUGUGUGUUUUGUUUACUGUUGUUGUUCAAAAGAAGUAUUUUUAACUCAAAACUGUAGAUUCAAAGAAUAAAGUUAUCAUGGAAAGUAUAAA